Megalops cyprinoides (Indo-Pacific tarpon) is the source of this 1012-nucleotide messenger RNA. RefSeq names its product coiled-coil-helix-coiled-coil-helix domain containing 7 (gene chchd7). Bases 62 to 319 code for a protein of 85 amino acids. The transcript is spliced from 4 exons. The record is from RefSeq and is a predicted model, not a curated record. NCBI's taxonomy places the organism in Eukaryota, Metazoa, Chordata, Actinopteri, Elopiformes, Megalopidae.
ACGUGAAUAUGCAAGAUUGCUGCGACUGAGAGAGUGGACUGUAAUGUGAUUGUGCCAGAGGAUGUCGUCAAAUGUACGGAAAGUUAGAGACCAUGAUAUCAAUCCAUGUAUUGAGGAAAGUGAUGGUUCUAGGAAAUGUUUAGAUGCCAAUAACUACAAUAAAGAUAUGUGUUCAGCAUAUUUCAUAAGGUACAAAAACUGCAGGAAGUUUUGGCAUGACAUAAUGGUGCAGCGGAGACGAGAUGGAAUCAAGCCAGACAUGCCUACUGCGCAGGAGAGACAGCAGAUCCUGGAAGCCCUGGGAAGAAAACCGUACUGAUGCAUACCGUGCCUGAUGCAGUCGAUACGCAUCAGUAUGUUUGCUUUUGCACUAUGGACUCAUGUUGUCUGUAUUGUUUUGAGAGGGAGAAUCACAGAACUCGUGUGUUUGGGAGGGGUCAGGGGGUAGCGUUACUAGAUGUAGUAAAAGAUGAUACAGUAGAUGAACAUGCAGUUGUUCUGCCUCAGCACUCAGUCACGUAAUUGAAGUCAUGAUCCGAAUAUGAAUUCAACUCAUCUGAUGUUCCAGAUAUGGACUAGCCUCAAUCAGCUUAAAGCUGCCGAAUUCUAGUUCUCCCAGACUGGAAUUUAUUGCCUUCCCUGUUUUAUUUUAAAAAAUGUAUCUAAUAACUUUGGAGGGCUUAUGGAAGUUGUGCAAAUAUUGAGUAUGAAUGUACAUUUAUUUUAAUACAGCUUUGUACAGAUCUAGCACAUUUGUUCCUGUGAGGCCUCAGUGUACAUAGCCUGUCUUUUAAACCAUAGGACAGCACAGGAUUCAACCAUUCAUUGAUCAGUCAGUUAGUCAUUGUUAGUGAUUUAAAUAGGGUGGGAAAACUGCAGAAUUACAGCCUUGAGAAAACAGAGGUGAGUAGCUCUGACAGAGUAACACCAUUUUCCAAGGCUGGCACAUACACUGAAAAAGAAAUAUCAGACAUGCAGUACUGGCAAAGUAAUCUCUUUCUUUUAGAACUCU